UUGUUUCAGCAUAAAUUUUAUUUGAUGGGCCGACCCUAUAAAUAAUCAUUUAGAGCAUGAACCUUUUUCCUUUCUUCUUUCUUCCCACGAUAUGGCUGUCACACAACGCUUACCCACACGUCAAAACGUAAAUAAGGUCCUUGAUAACUUUGGUCCUCAAGAAGGCCUUAUUUAUUUAGCAGGACAAGUGGUUCAAGAAAGAGAUGAUACUGAUGUUGAACUUGCUUUUCGUCAAGAAUCUAACUUUCUGUAUGUUACAGGUGUUGCUGAACCUGAUUUUCAUGUGGUGAUUGAUAUUGCUACAAAGCAUAUUCAAUUAGUAUCUCCCAACUUAGACCCUGCUCAUGUGAUGUGGAUGGGUUUGCCUGACAGUUUAGAGACUUUGAUGGAGAAAUACGAUAUAGAUGAAGCCAUCUAUGUAGACAAAUUAAAUGACCGUCUGCGUGCCGCUCCUAUUGUCUAUACUUUACCCAUGACCCGCAAGGGCCAAUGGGAUGCUUCAUGGUGUACAGCAGAACAAUCUAAACAACUCCAUACUGCUUUUGCUGAAUCCCGUGCCAUCAAAUCCGAGUGGGAAAUUGAGCUUAUUCGUGAAGCCAACCGUAUCUCUUCUGAAGCCCAUACGGCAUUGAUGAAAGCAUCCCAUGUAGGUUCAUCGGAGGCUCAAUUGCAUGCCUUGUUCUUGUACGAAUCAGCUCGUCAAGGUGCCUUUUUCCAGGCCUAUUAUCCUAUUGUAGGUGUAGGUAAGAAUGCAGCUACUUUGCAUUACAACAAGAACAAUGCUCCUCUCUCUGAACCCACAGAGAUCGUGCUUGUGGAUGCAGGCUGUGAAGUCCGUGGUUAUGCUUCUGAUAUCACCCGUUGUUUCCCUGUGAAUGGUGUCUUCUCUCCUGAGGCACGCACGAUUUACAGUAUCGUGUUGGAUAUGCAAAAGGCUUGUUUGGCUGCUUGUAAGGCAGGUGUUGCUUGGGAACACAUUCACCGUAUUGCCAUGCAUGUGGCUUGUGAUGGUUUGAUGGCCUGUGGUAUUUUAGUAGGGGAUCGGGAUGCCUUGUUAGCCAACCAUGUGGUGGCUGCUUUCUUCCCUCAUGGUGUAGGCCAUAUGCUUGGUUUGGAUGUGCAUGAUUUAGGUGGUUAUCCUGAAGGUACAGAGCGUAUAGAUGAACCUGGUAUUCGUUAUUUGCGUAUGCGUCGUGAUCUUCAAGCUGGAUUUGUGGUCACUGUUGAACCUGGUGUCUAUUUCUGUGAUUUUUUGAUUGAUCCUGUCUUGAAGGAUGCUAAAACAAGUCAUUUUAUUAAUCAAGAAGCCUUGGCCAAGUAUAAAUCUGUAGGUGGUGUUCGUAUUGAAGACAAUAUUGUGAUCACUCAAGACGGUUAUGUCAACUUGACUACUGUACCUAAAGAAAUAGAUCAAAUUGAAGCAUGGAUGGCUCCAUCCUAAAUAAAAGACUUGACGUCAUGUAUGAUCACGUGCAUAUUGCAUGAA
Molecule: messenger RNA, 1486 nt
Organism: Gilbertella persicaria
Lineage: Eukaryota; Fungi; Mucoromycota; Mucoromycetes; Mucorales; Choanephoraceae
Product: peptidase M24, structural domain-containing protein
Exons: 2
Coding region: 92-1441 (449 amino acids)
Molecular function (GO): metalloaminopeptidase activity; manganese ion binding
Source: RefSeq, a predicted model, not a curated record